CAGUACAGAGCUCACAGCAGCCGCACAGUCUGUCGCCCGGAUGGAGGGAUACGGAGAGAAGAUGUACCAGCCGACUACAGACACGGUGACGAUGCAGCCGGGGGUCGUUCCCUAUCAGCCCCCCCAGAAGGAUUAUUUGGUUUGGUCCAUCAUUAACCUGAUCUGCUGCUGUCUGCCGCUCGGGAUCGUCGCUCUCAUCUUCUCCAUCAAGACCCGCGAUGCCACUCACCAGAAUAACACCUUCCUGGCCGCCAAGCACUCCGGCACCGCCAAAAACCUGAAUAUCGCCGCCACGGUGAUCGGAGUCGUCAUAAACAUCAUCGUAAUCGCCAUCUACGUCGUCUUCUUCAUCUAUUACAAGAAAAAAGUUGAGGAAAUUCACAACGACUUUAACAACUUUGACAAAACAUUCUUUAACCCCCCCAACUAAAUACCCCUCCCCCCCCACUAUAUACCCCUCCCCCCCCCAAUAUAUACCCCCCCUACAACUAAAUACCCCCAGACGCCUUCAGUAACAUUGGCGUAAGAUGAAUGUGGCCCCUGGGGUCUGUAUGUUUCCUCAGAUCACAUCAUUGUAUAAUCCUCAUCAUAAUAAACCGUCACC
Hyla sarda is the source of this 604-nucleotide messenger RNA. Its product is annotated as dispanin subfamily A member 2b-like. The record is from RefSeq and is a predicted model, not a curated record. The transcript has 2 exons. Gene Ontology annotation, cellular component: membrane. Lineage: Eukaryota; Metazoa; Chordata; Amphibia; Anura; Hylidae. The coding region runs from base 41 to 430 and encodes 129 amino acids.